Molecule: messenger RNA, 1143 nt
Organism: Seminavis robusta
Lineage: Eukaryota; Bacillariophyta; Bacillariophyceae; Naviculales; Naviculaceae
Source: the annotation of a GenBank genome assembly
AUGAUGAUUGCAACUGGACAGAAUCGACUUGCCAAAGAUCUUCAAUGUCUUUUGAAAGAUCGAUCCCCGGCAUCGCUUGAUGGCCAGUCCAGCAAGUCGCAUUGCGACUUUGGCGUUCGCUGCACGAUUCGAGAGAAGACGAAGAGUCGUUUAUGUCUAGUGUUUUACUUUCCGUCUUCUUGGUUUGGAAAUACGACUUUUCGUCAGAAGACCGAGGAUGCUUUGGUAGACCUGCUGAAGGAGAAGCUUCCUCAAGCAAACAUCAGCGACGUCGUCAAGGAAAAACUGCAAAUUGACUUUUCCUUGGUGCCAACGGCUCCUACUCGUGAUCGCUCUGUCGGCGUGGUGUCUCGCAUGCGACUCUGGGCGCUCGGAAUGCCCAUCCUGUUGGGGUUUCAGAGUCUCCUGUCAAACGAUAGCAGUUGUGAAGACCAAACGGCGAUUUGUGUCCCAUUGCAAAUCCACAAAACACAUCCUGGGGCGACGAAUGGAUUCAGCAUGAUGGAAGUAACGAGCCAAAAAGUUACCAUUGCGUUCAAGGUGGAAUUCGAAGAUGAAAUCGAGAGAGCUUUGGCCCGAUUGUUGUUACAAGAACUCGCCCGCAACAAAGCAUUCAGCUCUCACUACUGCGAGUAUCGUAAACAGUGGAAAGCGGUCGAAGAGUCUAUGAAAAAGUGCGCAGGAAGCGAGAGUCCGACAAACACUGAAGAUAAAAGUAGUUCCGCGGGAAUCAUCGUCUUUUCGAUUUUUCCAAACCACGUAAAGCAGCUACGAGACAUCAACAGUGGCUGGAGCUGUUGCGAUAGCAAACUCGAGGAAUCAGCUUUUCGGUUCGUCAAUCUCAUGGUGAAUAUGGAUGCCUCCAUCAAACACUCAAAAACGUUCAUGCGGAGCCGAAUGCGCGAGAAGAAAAGGAUUUUGAUGAAGCCGCUUGCCUUGAAAGUCACGAAAAACACUGUGUGGGGGACGAUCACUGGCCGACAAGGGCUGCCUCGAUCACCCGGUCGCAGAGGCCUUGGGGUUGGCUCUCCCGGUCGUCGACCUACCUCUCCCGGCCUUCGUCAGGUCGCUGUUGCUAGUGGAUCAACUGAUACUACCAUGGCGUGCAAGACGUCUGAAAAGCAAGUCUUCAGCAGAGCCUGA